AUGGCGGGAGGCAGCACUAGCAGGCAGCGGGUCCUGGACAGCGCUGCCCCCCGGCUGGCCUUCUCUGAGCCCUCGGCCGAGCUGCCGCGGGGGCGCCGGGGCGGGGAGCAGGGCCCUGACGCGGGCCACCCAGCCCAGGCCCUGCGCUGCUGCGGGCACCUCCGCCGCCAGUCCGGCCUGCCCUAUGCCGUGUCCUCUACCGCUGGACCCCACAGCCCUCUGGUCCUGGCCACUCCUGUGCCCAGGGCGGGGCCUCCCAUCCCCAUCGGCCCCUUCCGCGGGGCUCCCUCCCGAAGCCGCCGUCCUGGGGACCGAGCGACUUGCAGCGUGGGGGGGCGGAGGCGGCCGGGGCUCUCGGGUACUGAGCUCCGUGGACAGCGCGGGGGCCGCAGGGGGCCUCCGCGGUCCACUCGGGCUGCUGCCCCCUUGGGUGACGGCCCCGGGCUCCUGGAGGCGGGGAGGGGCACGCGGGCCCUCUGCGCAGGAGUCCCCGCCGCGAGUGACCGCCUGACGCCGCCCGCAGGCAAGGUGCCCGGCGACGACUGCCCGCUGGUGUGGGGCCAGUGCUCGCACUGCUUCCACAUGCACUGCAUCCUCAAGUGGCUGAACGCGCAGCAGGUGCAGCAGCACUGCCCCAUGUGUCGCCAGGAGUGGAAGUUCCGCGAGUGACCCUCCGCCCCCCCCCGCCCCCAAUAAAUAAAGCUCAUCUCGCCGGCGCCUGCCGCAG
Molecule: messenger RNA, 727 nt
Organism: Condylura cristata (star-nosed mole)
Lineage: Eukaryota; Metazoa; Chordata; Mammalia; Eulipotyphla; Talpidae
Gene: ANAPC11
Product: anaphase promoting complex subunit 11
Exons: 3
Coding region: 1-669 (222 amino acids)
Biological process (GO): anaphase-promoting complex-dependent catabolic process; positive regulation of mitotic metaphase/anaphase transition; protein ubiquitination
Cellular component (GO): nucleus; anaphase-promoting complex
Molecular function (GO): cullin family protein binding; ubiquitin protein ligase activity; zinc ion binding
Source: RefSeq, a predicted model, not a curated record